UGUGACAAAGAGAAGAAUAUGCUUCACGUUACGGAUACGGGUAUUGGCAUGACAAAAGAAGAGUUAGUUAAAAACCUGGGUACCAUUGCCAAGUCUGGUACAAGUGAAUUCUUAAACAAGAUGACUGAAAUGCAGGAUGAUAGCCAGUCAACAUCUGAGUUGAUCGGCCAGUUUGGUGUUGGCUUUUAUUCUGCUUUCUUAGUGGCAGACAGAGUUAUUGUCACAUCGAAACACAACAAUGACACUCAACAUAUUUGGGAGUCAGAUUCAAAUGAAUUCUCUGUGAUUGAUGACCCAAGAGGAAACACUUUAGGACGUGGCACAACCAUAACCCUUGUUUUGAAGGAGGAAGCAUCCGAUUAUCUUGAGCUGGAUACAGUUAAAAAUCUAGUAAAGAAAUACUCACAGUUCAUCAACUUCCCCAUCUACGUGUGGAGCAGCAAGACAGAGACUGUUGAGGAACCCAUUGAAGAGGAGGAAGCAAAGGAGAAAGAAGAAACAGAUGAUGAUGAAGCUGCAGUUGAAGAAGAGGAGGAAGAAAAGAAACCAAAAACAAAGAAGGUUGAAAAGACUGUUUGGGAUUGGGAGCUCAUGAAUGACAUUAAACCAAUCUGGCAGAGACCAUCCAAAGAAGUUGAAGAAGAUGAAUACAAAGCUUUUUACAAAACCUUUUCCAAGGAGCAUGAUGACCCAAUGGCUUACAUCCACUUCACUGCUGAAGGGGAAGUAACUUUCAAAUCCAUCUUGUUUGUUCCUAAUUCUGCUCCACGUGGCCUGUUCGAUGAAUAUGGAUCCAAAAAAAGUGAUUUCAUUAAGCUCUAUGUUCGAAGAGUGUUCAUCACUGAUGACUUCCAUGACAUGAUGCCCAAAUACCUUAACUUUGUUAAGGGUGUUGUGGAUUCUGAUGAUCUUCCUUUGAACGUGUCUCGUGAAACACUUCAGCAGCACAAAUUGUUGAAGGUGAUAAGAAAGAAACUUGUUCGCAAAACUCUUGAUAUGAUCAAGAAAAUUGCAGAAGAAAAGUACAAUGACACAUUCUGGAAAGAGUUUGGUACUAAUGUAAAGCUUGGAGUUAUUGAGGAUCACUCCAAUCGUACACGACUGGCUAAACUUCUUCGCUUCCAGUCUUCUAAUCAUGAAACCAACCUCACGAGCCUUGACCAGUAUGUGGAAAGAAUGAAAGAGAAGCAAGACAAAAUUUAUUUCAUGGCAGGUGCCAGCAGAAAGGAGGCUGAGUCCUCACCGUUUGUUGAACGCCUCCUGAAGAAGGGCUAUGAAGUGAUCUACCUGACUGAGCCUGUAGAUGAAUACUGUAUUCAGGCUCUGCCAGAGUUUGAUGGGAAGAGGUUUCAGAAUGUAGCAAAAGAAGGAGUUAAGUUUGAAGAAAGUGAAAAGUCUAAGGAGAGUCGGGAAGCCUUGGAAAAGGAAUUUGAACCACUCUUGAACUGGAUGAAAGACAAAGCUUUAAAAGACAAGAUUGAAAAAGCUGUGCUGUCUCAACGUUUAACCCAGUCUCCCUGUGCUCUUGUGGCAAGCCAGUAUGGAUGGUCUGGUAACAUGGAAAGAAUCAUGAAGGCUCAAGCUUACCAAACUGGGAAGGAUAUCUCUACAAAUUACUAUGCCAGCCAGAAGAAGACAUUUGAAAUCAAUCCCAGGCAUCCACUGAUCAAGGACAUGCUGCGGCGAGUCAAGGAAAAUGAAGAUGACAAAACUGUUUCAGAUCUUGCAGUGGUGUUGUUUGAAACGGCAACUUUGAGAUCAGGAUACAUGUUACCAGACACUAAGGAAUAUGGAGACAGAAUAGAAAGGAUGCUUCGUUUAAGCUUAAACAUCGACCUGGAUGCAAAGGUGGAGGAAGAACCUGAAGAGCCUGAAGAUGCAGCUGAGGAGGCAGAGCAAGAUGAAGAGGAGGUGGAUGCUGAUGCUGAAGACAGUGAAACACAGAAGGAAUCCACAGAUGUGAAAGAUGAACUGUGAGCUGCACGCAACUACGGUCCUGCGUUGGGGGGUUAGGAGGGAAUGUGAAUUAGAUUGCUUUGGGGUUUUUUUCCACUGUAAAAUGUUACGGGAUGGUAUGGGGUUUAAAGGUAAAGAAGGAUAUUUUUUUUUUUAAGUUCACUUUUCUAAAAACAUUCCUCAUGAAUGUAAAUUUGUAUUAUUUAACUGACUUGGUGUAAAAUCUUGUCAUGUACAAAAUAAAAUGUUCCCGAACACC
Molecule: messenger RNA, 2215 nt
Organism: Eurypyga helias (sunbittern)
Lineage: Eukaryota; Metazoa; Chordata; Aves; Eurypygiformes; Eurypygidae
Gene: HSP90B1
Product: heat shock protein 90kDa beta (Grp94), member 1
Exons: 14
Biological process (GO): protein folding
Molecular function (GO): ATP-dependent protein folding chaperone; ATP binding; ATP hydrolysis activity
Source: RefSeq, a predicted model, not a curated record